Messenger RNA from Prorocentrum cordatum, 6479 nucleotides. NCBI's taxonomy places the organism in Eukaryota, Dinophyceae, Prorocentrales, Prorocentraceae. The record is from the annotation of a GenBank genome assembly.
AUGACGCUCGCCGCAGUCGCAGUCGCAAUGAUGAACACCGUGGAGGUAUCCAUGCUCCACCACAUGAGGGUCAAGAAGGAGUUGCUGCUCAAACAGACCCGCCGAGAGGUCGAGCAUAUCCGUGGCGAGCACAGGGUCUUCGCGAACAAGGGGAGAGGUGAGCUGUCCGCGCAGUGGAAGACGAUCCUCCGAGUGGAGCCCGUCCAGAACGAUCGGCCCAAGGUCGCGUGGGCGAUGGAUCACAUCACGUCGCUCGGUAUCGACCGCCAGAGGAUCGAAGCCGCCAUCGAGCCCUUCCUGCAGAGCCCAGACAUCCCAGAGGUUACUCACGAGGUCCUGGUCAUUGGCAGAGUUUUGAAAAUCACGAUCAAGUUUGCGAACAACGUUGAGUUACGGCACUACAACAUGCAAAACUUCGGGUCGGAGGCCUCCGAGAGGGACUCCAUCUUAGCCAAGAUUAACAACGACCUCCAGUGCUCCCAAUCGCUCGUGGAGUUUUCUGUGGUGGAACCCGCGCAUUCUUGUGCGGUCACCGACGUGCUCGCGGCUCUGGACCGCAUUUUUACGUCGCUGCCAGGUUGGGCGCUGGCACAGCACGCCGCCACAGCCCAGGCCCAGAAAGGCAUGCACCCCGAGGUCUACUUGAGCCCACGAUACGCUGAAUAUUUAGACCGUGUAACGAAGGCGACGCUCGUGCCCAACUUCAGGUUGCUGCUUCAGGCCGAGAGCGAGCUAAACUUCGCAGGAAACUCCGAGGGUUUCGGGGACGGGGGCGAAUUUGGGGCCAGUUUAGUCGGCGUCUGCGUUUUCGAGGACUUCAGUUGGCCGACCGCGUUGUUCAAGAACCCGCUCAGGUGCCUCCAGCGCUUUGGCCUCUCGCAGUCCUUGGCCGAUCUUGAGCCACCGACGAGCGCGACGAUCAAGAGGCUGCUGCAACAGCUCCUUGCUAGCGCUCCUGGCCCAGACGGGCUACCUUACCAGGCCUGGCGGAACCGCCCGAAAGGCGUCGAGAUAUUAGAGAUAGCUCUCAGGUGGUGCCUGGAAGGGAAGGGGAUGUUCCUAGACUUCAAUGAGCUCAAGGGGGUCUUCAUACCCAAGGAAUCUUGGAAGAGUCCGCAGGAAAAAGAUUGCGCCCGCAGCUGCCUGUUGGCGAAUGCCCGCGCGCCACCUGUGCUCGCGGCAGCGCUCUACAACUCGCGUGUGAUCUCGGUCCUCUCCUACGUCUCUCAGUUCCUCCUCCUCCCCGCCACCUUCCUGAGGUCCGAGGCGGGGCACGUGACAACAGGGAUCUCGGCCGACGGCGCGCGCAAAUUUGCGGGCGGCCACGCGGUCGCGACCGGCCCGGUCAAGCGUCACUAUUGCGAGGAAGAGCGCAGUUUCGUUUUGGUCUUCGCCGUGGCUUACGAGGACGGCCGGGCGCCAUGCUGUCAGAGCAAUUGUUCGUUCGUCGCGCACCAGCACGUUGCCGAUGCAACGAGCGGCGAGUGCCCGAGGAAGGACGACGCAGACUUCGGAUCAGGCACCAGCUUCUGGACGAGGCCGGGAACCCACAUUCUGCAAACUGAAUUGUUCGACCUGGGAAAUAAGCAGAAGACGGAGCCGCCGACGCAGCGGGCCAAGAGCAUCGAAAUGGCCGUGGAGAUUGAGCUCAUGACGAAAAAGGAUGGCCCAAUGAUGCCGAAGGCCCCGCUGGCGAAGAUCUACGAGGCCAUCUUGACGGACGAGCGAUUGGAGGCUGCGGGGGGCUUGAUCUGCCUCGGCAGAGAGCUACGCGAGCGGAAAUGGGCACCGACUCGCAAGAAUCCCGCGCCAGCGUCUUCGCGUUGCGCUCCAUCCACCAUCGCGAAGGGCGGCAUGGGGCUGGCCAUUGACGAGGAAACGAGGCAGAUCGAGCAGUCCACGGGGCGCAGCCCCGAGGGCCAGGCGGAGAUGAUCUAUUUCGGCCGCAGGACCCUGGGGCAGGCGUGCCCCAUGUUGAACGAUGCGGAUCACGACAGGGCGAUCGGGCGUCUGCCUCCGUGCUUCGACAUCUCGGACUUCACGGGCAAACCGCGCGCGGCCCGGGCGGGCGAGAGCCCGGGCAGCGGGCCGCUGCGCGGCGACGGCGCGCCGCGGUGGCAGCUGGCCACGAGGCUCGGGCGGCGCGGCGUUAGCGCUUGCGCCCGCGGCGCGGCGCUCCGCCGGUCGGGGGGGGCGCGAGGCGGCCGCCGCAGGGCCCGGGGCGCUUCCGGCGUUGAGGAAUCACGGGGCUUCCUCGGGAUCCCACCAAGUCUCAGAUUCCUGGGAGGCGAACAUGAGGAGCUGGCCCGCGUGCUGGGAGAACACUUGAACGGCCCCGAUGACUUUAAGUACUAUUCGAGCCCUGGAGAAGACAUUUUCGACCAAAGCUGCCAGCUCAGAAUCAUGAACAUGGCGCACAUGAUCAAAGACAUCGAGGCGAUCUGCCCAAAUUUUUCGAUCAAACCAGAGGCGGCGGCCAAAGCCUUCAAGACGGCGGCGGCCGACAACGACUGGGGCCUCUCGGGAGCAGCUCUUGCUGCCUUCAGCGAGGAGAGAGGCAAAAUGCUGAGAUCAAUGUGCAGGCACUUAUACAAUCCAGCGAGGUUGUUCAAGCACGAUCCAGGAAAAACGCCGAAAUGGUACAAGGACUUGAAGGCCAAGCAGAACAACACGGAUGGCGAGGACCAGCGGGACUCGAAGGCCAAGCAGAACAACACGGGCGAUGACAAGCAGGACUCGAAGGCCAAGACGGACGCCCCUGUGCUGAAACGUCCUUCGUCGGCAACGCUGCCAAUCACGGUUGGUUGGGACCCAGUUACUGGCCUCGCUUUUCGGCGGAGAGGGCAAAGCAAGUCCGUCGAACACACCGCGGAGAUUUUCUUCAAGGACGACGUGCCCGAGAGCUUCGCAUGGGGCCGUUGGCCAGACGGAGAUGAACGAGAGAUCCCAGUGCUUACCAAGUUCGACUACGAGCAGCGCGGAGUCAUCAAUAAGGGCAGCAAGGCGAGCAAAGCUUUCUGGGAGUCCCGCACGGACGACGACGAGCGCGUGGUUGUGAAGCCGAAGCAGCUCGCCGCGUCGAAGGCUGGCACCAUUUGUGGCAUAGUGAUCGAAGUUGGCGGGUCCCAGAAAUUGCAGCUACCGUACCACGUGCUGGGCGACGAGGAGAAGACGAAGGAGUGGAUGGUCGAUAUCGCUCAGCGUUUCUGCAAAGGGGAUGUGGACGUCACUUCGAUGAAGGAGGAGAGAGCGGCGCUGAACCACAGCACGCGGAAGCGACCAGCAGCAGCAACGGCAUCGUCAGGAGCGGGCCUCAAGAGGCCAGCCGCAGCAAAGGUUGACGAUGACGAGAGCGGCAACGACGAUGGCACGGGCGAGCCGGACGAGCAGCAGGCGGAGAGCGAGCAGGAGUCGCAGGUCGGCCAGGAGUCGCUGGGCGCCAACGACCACGGAGACGCAGCUGCAGAGAGCGAGGAGGCCCAGGAGGUCAACGACAGCAUCCCGAUCCAGACCCCGACGAAGCGCAUGAGAGGCGCGGGGAUGCGCAAGCCCGCGGCAGCGUCGCCAGAGCACGAGGCCGCGGAGCCUCCCGAACAAAUCCCAGGGCCAGGUGGCAGCUCGCCAGGCGACAUCUCGCCUCGCACGCUGCAGGCCAUGGAGCGCGCUGCUGAUCCUGGGUCGAGCCCAUCGCCACGUACUGCGGCGGCCAUUGCCGAGAUCAGGGAGCCCAGCGACGCUGGCGAGGAUCAUGAUGACGAGCCCCUGCUGAAGAAGUGCAAGGGCGAGAUUGAUUCAGAGAGCGACUCCGACGUCGAACUGGCUAACUUCAAAGUUAACGGUAUAGAGUACAGGCGGGAUGAUACUGGUCAGUUUGUCCCUCAGCGCGAGCCAGUGCCACCGUCAAGGCCACCGAGGGUCAGCAAGCACGAGGGUUGCAUGGACCGCCAGCUGAACGAAGGGGACUUCUCAGAUACGCCCGAGGAUGACACGAAGCAGCUGCGCCGCGGCCCGAUCCCAGAUGCGCCCUCGGACGAGGAUGUCGACUUGGCGGGCGUUCUCACGACCCCCCGUGGGCAGGUGGUCGGCGUUCAGCCCCUUGGUCGCAAGUGGAGUACUGCCUCGUCUGCCUCUGCAGCCGCGUCCUCACUGCCAGGUACGCCGAUUACUGGUGAAUCGCAGCCACCUGCCAUCACGCCUGUGAAGACGCCCGCGGACGCGGCAGACGAGGCCCUGCGGAAGCGCAUAGCGAAGUCAGGAGCAAACUUCGGCACGAAAUUGCAGGAGCAGCAGGUCCCGACGACUGCGUUCGGCAUGGGCAAGGGGGGCAAGAUCGGCACGGAUGGUACCCAGUUCGACGAGCGCGGCGCGCCUCGCAGGAUGCGCAACGCCACGGGCGAUCACGAGCUGAAGAUCGCAGUGGAGCAGAACAACGGCUACUUCUUGGCUCGCAGCGCGUUGGGGAACCGCUUCGACACAGCAGAGAGAAACGACCCUGACCUGGCCAGGCGCUACAACGCAAGCAAGAACAAGGACGACUUCAAAGCUGAGUGGGCGAAGGAUGUGUACGCUGGCAGCCAGCGCAAAAUCAAGAAAUCUACCGAGCAGUGGAGCGAGUCGUGGGGGCGCAAGGGAAAGACCGUGAGCUUCCUCAAAAUGCUCUUCGAAGAAGGAGGGCCGACAGGCCACCAGGACCCGACCACGAUUCGCGAGGUCACCAUCCACUGCAACAGGUGCAUCGACAUGGGAUAUCCGUGGGUGCAGGUGUCACCCAUGCACGGAGGCAUCAAGUACCUCUGGUUCGACGACGUCUUCAAGGAGAACUUCCUCAAGGAGUGGCGGAAGACUUCCAGCCAGGACGAGCAUGCCACUGGAGCGGCACCAGCAGCUUCUGGCGAUCAAGCGCCGCCGAUCCCGUCGCCGCCGCCGACGCCGAGGGUGCCGAAGGUGCAGAAGCCGUCGGUGAAGGCCAUGGCGCUUGCCAAUAAGUUCGUGCAGGGCGUGCAGACCGUGGUCAGCUCCGCGACCGAUAUGGAGGAGACGAUCACUACUGAUGCGGACUACGAGUGGGCCAGGAGCGACGCGGUCCUCGGCAGGCUGCAGCGCGAGAGGUCGAAGGUGCAGGCGGCGAUCAAGGAGACGGGGCUCGGCAGGCUGCUGAUGUCGGGCUCGGCGCCGACGGAGGAGAUGGUGGACGGCCUCAAGAAGAUCGUGGAUGCCAGCCGCAAGGCCCACGAGUCGAUGGGGGCAGCGAGGCGCGCGGCCGAGGGUUCGCAGCCGCCUGGGCCCACGGGCAAGCGCAAGUGGUACGCGAGCGAGAGAUCUCUUGGCCACGAGCCCGACGAGAUCGACAAUUUCAACUCUAGGCUGUACGCCACUUGGAAAGACGAGUCGCUCAAUGCCCUAUUCGCAACUUUGGCAGAGGCAUCGCACAGCGCCAAUUGGGAACGUGGCAUGUGGACCAGGCUUGACAUGCAGAUCGAGAGCUCAAUAGGACACCAGUGGCACUGCCCUAAGUGCGAGGCGCGACAUAACAUCGAUUUCGGCACGCGACUGGAGAUCGUCGAUGGGGCGCAAGCCUGCGCGAUCAGGCAGCAGAACCAGCAGCAGAUGCGGCGAGGGCGCAGCGCCGUCGCGGCGUGCGGCACCAUGGCGGCCGAGCUAGCUGCGCGAGGUCCGCCCGCCGAUCGCACCGGCCAGGCCAGUUGUCGCUUGAUGUUGAUGGCAUGGUUCUCAAGACGGACCGCUCGUGGCACUUCGAUCAGUGCGAGUAGUUUCACGUACCAGUACAAUUCUUAUCGGUCCGGCGACACGAUCGUGGUGACAAACAAUGCGUUGAGCCAGACCGGGCGGGCAUACUACAAGUGGACAAAUUCGGGGGGAUUCAAGAUCAAUUUCGAUAUGUGGAUGGGCGGUGGUACAGGCGCCGAUGGCAUGUGCAUGAAGUACGGAGGUUAUGAUUAUGGCGAAUAUGGCGAAAAUAUUGCUUCCAAUGGCUUAUCUGUAUGCUUCGACUCCUAUUCAAACGAGAACGAUCAUGGCGUGGUGAUGGGCUGGAACGGUGGGAACAUCUUUUCACAGAUAGGCUCGGGCCACUGGGGUGAGCAAGUUCCUCUAUUCGAGGAUUCCACCUGGCAUGACGUCAUUGUGGAGGUUACCCCCAGCGGCAAUGGUGCGAAUGUGAUAUUGAAUUUUGACAACGGCUACUACUACAGAACUGCUUGGAUUGGUAGUUACUCGUCAAUCGUUGGCAGCCAGCAGUUGGCCUUCACUGCAAGAACUGGUGGCUCCACCAACUGGCACUACGUCAAGAACAUCCAGGCGUGCACCGCCGCGACGUAUUGGGCAAACGAGACAAUGGGGCUAGGAAGGCACCGGGUGCACCAGGGAAGCGGCCAUGAGGGCAUCGGGCAAGCCAUGAAGGCAAUCGCGUUCUUCUUUGGGGAGCACCGUUUGGGGCACACUUUGGGCACCGUGGCGUG